Messenger RNA from Ascochyta rabiei, 1746 nucleotides. Its product is annotated as Tripeptidyl-peptidase I. Bases 1 to 1746 code for a protein of 581 amino acids. Lineage: Eukaryota; Fungi; Ascomycota; Dothideomycetes; Pleosporales; Didymellaceae. The record is from RefSeq and is a predicted model, not a curated record. Gene Ontology annotation, molecular function: serine-type endopeptidase activity; tripeptidyl-peptidase activity. The transcript is spliced from 3 exons. Gene Ontology annotation, biological process: proteolysis.
AUGCGCUUUUCGACCGUUGCUUCUUUGGCAACCUUGGUGUGCGCGUCCACUGCACUACCAACCAGCAAUGUUGUGUUGGAAAAAAUUGAGAGUAGCCCACCUGGGUGGGUCGUGGACCAGUCAGCCAACAUUGACAGAGAUGCCACGACGAUUAUGCUGAAAAUCCAUCUCACGAAUCAAGGAAUGGACAAAUUCCACAAGCUGGCCAUAGACAUCGCGACCCCGGGUAACCCGCAAUACGGCAACCAUCUUGAUCACGAACAGAUCUUAGCGUUGAUCGGACCCAAGGAAGAGUCUGUAAGUCUGGUAAAGGAAUGGCUUCAGAGCGAGAUACCGAGCGACAAAAUCAGCGUGGCAGGCGAUUACCUCACCGUCGAAGGAACUGUAAACGCUAUCGAGAAGCUUUUGAAGACAACAUACAGCACUUACGUGAACGAGAAAACAAGUACGCGCGCCAUGCGAGCGCUCGAGUACAGUGUUCCUUCAGCGCUAGUUGGCCAUCUGGAUAUGAUCCAGCCUACCACAUACUUUGGCGUGAAGCAAUUUCGGUCUACUAUCUCUGAGCACCACACCAUAGAAGAGGAUAAAUCCUCUGUUGGAGCAGCACAGGCUGUGACUGGAUGUACCGGCUCCCGCAUCACACCUACCUGCCUGGCCAACUUGUAUAACUUCGCAAACGCGAAAAACCAGACAGCAGGACUUCUUGGAGUUGCAGGCUUUCUCGAGGAGAAUGCCAUCAAAACCGACUUCACUACAUUCCUCUCCAGUUAUGCAUACUUCAACAACAAAGGCAAAUCCUUUACAUGCACCGGGGUCAGCGGCAGUACUUGCCCGACAUCGCCUGCUGGUGUCGAGGCUAAUCUGGACGUUCAGUACGCGGGCAGCAUCUCAAGCUCCGUACCAAUGACCUACUACAGCACAGCUGGUCUUGGGCCGUAUUUAGGCAGCGGCAUCAACUUAAACGAACCGUACCUCGAGUUUUUGAACUACCUGCUGGCUCUUCCUGCAGCUUCGCUCCCCAACACACUCUCCAUCUCUUAUGGCGAUGACGAAGCCACUGUACCGCUAUCAUAUGCAACAAAUGCGUGCAACUUAUUCUCUCAACUCGGAGCCCGCGGUGUUUCCAUCCUCGUCUCUUCAGGUGACUCUGGCGUGGGUAACACUUGCCAGGUCAACGGCAAGCCCUCUUUCACGACCGCUUUCCCGGCAAGCUGCCCUUGGGUCACAACUGUCGGCGGGACUACAGGUAACUCCCCUGAGAGUGCUUGGUCAUCUGGCGGCGGCGGUUUCUCUGAAGUCUUUGGACGACCGACUUACCAGAAUACAACCGUCAACAAAUGGCUUGCAAGCGACAGCACCCACAGCGCUGUGGCAAAAUAUUUCAAUUCCACAGGCCGCGCCUAUCCAGAUAUCUCCGCCCAGGCUACCAACUUUAUUAUUGUGGCUAAUGGAUCCACAGGCGCUGUGACUGGUACAUCGUGCUCCGCACCGACCACUGCAGGUAUCUUCCAGCUUCUGAACAGUGCUCGAAUUGCUUCUGGGAAAAAGGGUCUUGGUUUUCUUAACCCUUGGCUAUACAACACUGCAAGCACUGGAUUUACAGACAUCAAGAAUGGCAAGAUCGGGGGAUGUAGCGGUGUUAUCUCUGGGGCAGGUUUCAGCGCUGUUACUGGGUGGGAUCCUGCAACAGGUCUCGGCACCCCCAAUUACGAGGCUUUGCUUGCCCUCGCGACGUCUACUGCCUGA